GAUGGGGAAACAGACUUCUUUGUCUUCCACUGGCACUUUUUGUUUCGUGUCCCAAUUUCAAAUGAAUCACUGAGUAUAAAUCAAUGACUUGAGACACACAAAGAGAAAAGAGCCAGGAAGAAGAUUUCACAUGAUCAUUUGCAUUCCACAUGAUUACGACAUGUUAAUGCGUGACCACAUAAUCCAGGUCAAUUUGGAUCUCAUGUUACACAGAGCCUGCAGACGGGUGACUUGGAAACAGUCUGCCUGCUGUGAGUAUGUCUUCAAAACGUACUGCAUGCCUGUGGAGGUUUACGGCUAGAUCUGGACAUUUCAAAGUUGGUUUGAUCGGGUUUGCUACAAGUAACUGAAGAGUCAGGAAUUAUCAGUGAUACAAAACAGCUUUCUGGAACAUGGGAGUGAAUGCAAAUCGGCUACUCUUCUUCUCCUGCAUACUUGUUGUGACUGGCUAUUGCAAUGGUGGUCGAAUCUUAGUGUUUCCAGAAGAUGGCAGCCACUGGGUGAAUAUGCAGGUCAUACUCAAGGAGUUGCAUGCCCACGGACACAGUCUGACAGUGGUACAUUCUUCCAGAAGCUGGUAUAUUCAUGACAGAUCUUCUCUCUACACAUUCAUUAGUGUUAACCUCACUAGCACAGAAGAUGCUAGCAGGGGGAUAUUUGAGACCUUGUUAGAGCGGUCACUGUCUUUACGUAGGAUGACACCAAUCCUGCGCUUUUUUGAACAGCAGAAGGAUGUGAUGACCAUGUUGAAGAUAUUCCACGGUGUAACCCUUAGUAUUAUCUCUACCAUAUUGGAUGACUCAGCACUGAUGGGAAAACUGCAAGAUUCUAAGUUUGACCUAAUGCUCACUGACCCUGCUUUCCCUGCUGGGGUUCUCCUGGCCCACUAUCUCCAUUUACCCUUGGUGUAUAAUGUACGCUGGCUCAAUGCAGGAGAUGCACAUAUGGCCAUUGCUCCAUCGACACCAUCUUAUGUUCCGAUGUACAACUCAUUGUUUAGAGACAGGAUGGACUUCCUGCAGAGGACCGAGAACUUCCUUCGAUAUAUGGUCAGCCUCCUCCAGGAGCAAUUUGUUAUCCUCCCCAUUUAUGAAGAAUUGCUCAAGAGGCACUUUCCACCAGGAUCAGAUCUUCUCAGCAUGCAGCGCUCAGCAGAUAUUUGGUUGAUGCGUGUUGACUUUAUUUUUGAGUACCCACGCCCUAGCAUGCCUAAUGUAGUCUACAUAGGUGGGUUCCAGUGUCGCCCGGCUGAACCCAUUGUUACAGAGCUGGAGGAGUUUAUGCAAAGUUCUGGGGAGCAUGGUGUGGUGGUUAUGUCCCUGGGAGUCAUGGUCACCGCCCUUCCCAAACAUAUCACAGAAGCCAUUGCAGCUGCCUUUGCUAAGAUACCUCAAAAAGUUAUAUGGAGGUAUGUGGGUGAUCGACCUUCAUCUCUGGGUAACAACACGUUGCUUCUUGAAUGGCUUCCUCAAAAUAAUCUCCUGGGGCACCCAAAAACAUGUGCAUUUGUGUCUCAUGGUGGCACAAAUGGCAUCUACGAAGCUAUUUACCAUGGGAUUCCUGUGUUGCUUCUGCCACUUCUCUUUGAUCAGUUUGACAAUGCAAUCAGACUGGAAACCCGAGGUGCAGCCCGUGUGCUUGAGGUCAGCACGUUGACUUCUAAAGAAUUCCUUGAAGCCCUCAAGGAUGUCAUUAAGAAUCCAUCUUACAAAAGCAACAUUCAGGAGCUCUCAGAGCUUCACCGUGAUCAGCCCUUUUCUCCUCUAGACAGUGCUACUUUCUGGAUUGAGUAUGUCAUCAGGCACAAAGGAGCUCAACACCUGUACUCAGAAGGUAGCAGUCUUCCUUGGUACUCCUACCACAAUCUAGAUGUCGUAGGUUUUCUGUUGGUAAUAAUUUUAGCUGUACUCUGGGCCUUGGUAUAUCUUGUUAAAUUUCUUUGUUGUACGCCAUACAGGAAGCAAAAGGUUGAGUGAACUGAACCUGAGGCAUUCACAGACAAGCAGAAAUAUGUGUUUGGGGUUGUUGGGUUUUUUAUUGUUAUUAUUGUUGUUGUUGAUUUUGGGUAAGCACUUUUUUAUGUUGUGCACUAACUGUGAUAACUAAUAUUGCUACCCUUUCAAAGUAGAUCAUAUAAGAGCUAAGACCACUAGAAAUUGUGUUUGUUACAUAAUCUUCAUUACAGCCUUAAAGGUUUUCCUGAUUGAUCAAAAAUAAUUUCACUUCUAGUGUCAUUUGUACUCAUUACAAUGUACAUGACUUGGAAUAAAAUUUGCUUUUAAUCAUAUCAAAUCAGUAUGCAUCAUUUAUUUACAAGUCAGAAAACAAACAAAACACAAAAGAUGAAAUUGUGCAUAUGAGAUCAUAUGAAAAAUAUUUUUUUUAUCACAAAUAAAUAUAUUGGCAGUCUUCAAAACAAAUAUUUAUAAAUAAAGUUAUGUGUAAUAAAGUGAAAUGACACAGGAAAAAAGUAUUGAACACGCGAAAAUAGUUGAAAUCUGUAAGUAAUUAUACCCCCAUCUGUGCACAUUGAUAUCAGCUGGGUUAGUAAAUUCAUGUUCUAUAAAAAGGCUUUUCAUUACCAAGGUGUCACACAAGAAACAUCUCAUGAUGGGUAAAAGCAAAGAGUUCUCCCAAGACCUUCACAACCGUAUUGUUGAGAAACAUAUUGAUGGAAUUGGAUGCAGACGUAUUUCAAAACUUCUGAAUCCUCCAGUAAGCACCACUGGGGCCAUUAUUCACAAGUGGAAGCAACAUCACUCCGUCAUGAACGCACAGGAGCUCAUCACAAGAUUUCUGACCAGGGAGUCAGAAGAGUAGCCCAAGAGCCAAGGACCGCUCAGAAAGAGCUUCAGAAACGCUUGGAGGCAGCAGGUGCCAUCGUCACAGAGAAAUACUGGGAGAGUCUAGUCUGGUCAGACAAGAGCAAAAUUUUACUUUUUGGAGAUGCACUGCACAUCGCCCUAAGAACACUAUACCAACAGUGAAGUUUGGAGGGGAAAGCAUCAUGGUGUGGGGCUCUUUUUCAUCACAUAAUACUGCAGACUUCAUAUAAUUGAAGGAACGAUGAAUGGAGCCCUUUCCCAGGAGAUUCUUUUGAAAAAUCUGCUGCCAUCCAUCAGGAUGAUGAAGAUGAGACGUGGGUUGAGCUUCCAGCAGGACAACGAUCCAAAACAUACAGCAAAGGAAACUCUCAGUUGGUUUCAGAGAAAAUAAAUCAAGGCGUUAGAAUGGCCCAGUCAAUCACCUGACUUGAAUCCAAUUGAACAAGGUUUAAAGACAAUAUGUUUAGAAGAAUGGGCCAAAAUCACACCUGAAUACAAUAAGUGUCUUGAAUCUGUUAUUAAACACAAAGGCUUCUCCACUAAGUACCAAAUAAAUUUCAGUUAGCGUGUUCAAUACUUUUUUCCUGUGUCAUUCCACUUUAUUACACAUAACUUUAUUUAUGGAUUUUAAUGUUGUGAAUUCCUUAUUUUUCCAGAUUUCUUGAGUUAAUACUGAUGUCUGGUGAAAAUUUCAUGUAAAUAGCCUCAUUGGAAAUAUAUUUAAUGAAAAAAUGUUGACACGUCCAAUACUUAUUUCCCCCACUGUAUAUACAAAAAAAAGGCAGUACAAAUUAAGCAGAGGUCAAUAUGAAGACAUUUGUCCAGGACCGCUUAUUCAUUAUAUUAAUGGAUAUUGAAGUAAAGGAUUUAAAAAUAUUAAAUCAAUAGAAACCAAUAAAUUUCAGUAUUUACUGGAUCAGCAAUGAGGAUAGACAUCACUUGAUUCCCCAAUAGUCUUUUUCCACUCUCUGGUACUAAGAUCCCUGAUCAUCUCAGCAUGCAUUAAAGCCAUGCUUUCAUCUCUAUCCUCUAUGAACAUUUCAUUACUAUCCUCUAGGAUCUAUCUUCACAAAAGAUAGAUUUUACUUUGAAA
Messenger RNA from Ictalurus punctatus (channel catfish), 3918 nucleotides. RefSeq names its product UDP glucuronosyltransferase 5 family, polypeptide G1 (gene ugt5g1). The transcript has 2 exons. Gene Ontology annotation, molecular function: UDP-glycosyltransferase activity. The coding region runs from base 393 to 1976 and encodes 527 amino acids. The record is from RefSeq and is a predicted model, not a curated record. Lineage: Eukaryota; Metazoa; Chordata; Actinopteri; Siluriformes; Ictaluridae.